Molecule: messenger RNA, 4449 nt
Organism: Elgaria multicarinata webbii
Lineage: Eukaryota; Metazoa; Chordata; Lepidosauria; Squamata; Anguidae
Gene: CRB2
Product: crumbs cell polarity complex component 2
Exons: 13
Coding region: 15-4412 (1465 amino acids)
Biological process (GO): heterophilic cell-cell adhesion; establishment or maintenance of epithelial cell apical/basal polarity
Cellular component (GO): protein-containing complex; plasma membrane
Molecular function (GO): calcium ion binding
Source: RefSeq, a predicted model, not a curated record
CCCGCUAGCCUGCCAUGGAUUUCUGCCCUGCUCUCCUGCUGCCUCUCUCUCUUUGGCUUUGGGGACUUGCCUCUUGUGAACGGGUCAGCGUCUGCUCCUCAUCGCCAUGUAAGAACGGAGGGACCUGCAAGGACCUGGAAGAUGGGUAUAGGUGCCUCUGUCCACAGCGUCCCUUAGUGUAUGUGGGGAAAGACUGUGAGUUCCUAUAUGAUGCAUGUUCUGGACACCCCUGUCCACCUCAGUGGAGUUGCAGUGGGGUCCCUGGACACCUGAAUUACACCUGCCACUGUAGGCCGCGCUUGCUAGGCCUUUCUUGCGACAUCAGCGGUGGUGAGUGCGAGAGAAGCCCUUGUCCGCAGCCUGAUUUUGAGUGUGUGGAGCUUCUGGACGGGUACAGCUGCCAAUGCCAGAGCCGAGAGAGCUGUCAGACUGGGCCUUCCAUUUGCUCCAGCCAGCCCUGCCACAACAAUGGUACCUGCACUGAGGACGCUGGGGCGUACGCCUGCCAAUGCCAACCUGGCCACGAGGGCGUCCACUGCGAGGAGGAUGUGGACGAGUGUGCCUCCAGCCCCUGCCAGAAUGGUGCCAUCUGCCUGGACAGGGUCAACGAGUACAGCUGCUUCUGUGUGCCGGGCUUCCAGGGCUACCACUGCGAGAUCGACAUCAACGAAUGUGCCUCCCGGCCAUGCCAGCACAACAGCACCUGCGUCAACCAGAUGGACCACUACGUUUGCCAGUGCCUGCCUGGCUACACAGGUGUGAACUGUGAUGUGGAGAUUGAUGAAUGUGAAUCGGGCCCUUGCUGGCAUGGUGGCACCUGCAGCGACCACAUUGGGUUCUUCUCCUGUUCCUGCAUGCCAGGAUAUGAGGGCGCCCAGUGUGAGGUCGACAUUAAUGAAUGCCAGAGUCAGCCGUGUCUCAACGGAGGCACCUGCCGUGACCUUGUCAACAGCUACCAGUGUGAUUGUCACGGCACCGGCUUUGAAGGGCAGACUUGUGAGCUGGAUAUCUUGGAAUGUGCCUCCCAGCCUUGCCAGAAUGGUGCUACCUGCUUGGAAGGAGUUGGGCUCUACAGCUGUACUUGCUGGCCAGGAUACACGGGGGCGCACUGUGAAGGAGACGUGGAUGAGUGUGCCACAGAGCCGUGUCUCAAUGGCGGCCAGUGCUUGGAACGGUCUGAUCAAAGCUACUACGGAGAACAGGUGGACUUUCCAAUGCAGUUCAGCUUCCAAGAGGCCGCCGGAUUCAUCUGCAGGUGUCAGCCUGGCUUUGAGGGAGAGACCUGCUCCGUUGACAUUGAUGAAUGCAAAUCGCAGCCGUGCCAGAAUGGAGGAAGCUGCGUAGACCUGGUGAACGGCUAUCGAUGUGACUGCCUGGCAGGGUACUCAGGUGUUGAAUGUGCCACUGAUAUAGAUGAGUGUGAAGGCCACCCCUGUGAAAAUGGGGGCGCCUGUGAAGAUGGCGUCGCUGACUACACCUGCCAUUGCGUCCGUGGUCUGGAUGGUAUUACCUGGGGUGGGAAGAACUGCUCUGUGGAGCUCACUGGGUGCCAGGCACACCACUGCCAAAAUGAAGCCUUCUGCAUCCCCACUUACCAGUCUGAGGCCCACGGAUACCUGUGCCAGUGCCGCCCCGGAUUCGACGGCUCUCUGUGCUCGAUGCCAACCACCUUCUCCUUCACGUCUAGCGUCUACCUCUUCAUCAACAAGUCUGCCACCAACAAUGAGAGCACAAGUGAUGCACCAGGGGAUCACUUAGCCAGUGUGGCCCUCCGGUUCCGAACCACCCUCCCGGACGCCCUCCUUUUCUUCCGAGGCCACCAAGCUGAACACCUGCUCCUGGAGCUCUCUGGCGGCCUUCUGCGUGUGACGCUUCUGAUAGAGGAGGCCAUGGCCUCUCUCACCCUGGAGGCACCACAGGUGGGCGAUGGGCAUUGGCACAAGGCUGAAGUCCUUCUUCUGCAAGAAGCUCUCGAACUCAGGCUGUGGCAUGAAGCCUGCAACGCAGGGGUCUGCUUGUCCAGUCAUCCCCUCGGAGAGCAAGCCCCCAUGUUCUUCCUGCCCUCCUUACUGCAAAUAUAUAUCGGAGGAGUCGAAGAGGAGUUAAUGGCCAACCCUACGAGGAGUUUCCUUGGUUGCUUGGAAGACUUGCAGAUUGAUUCCAAGGUUGUCCUACCACAAGAGCUGGCCGGACUGCAAGCCACUGGAUUCCAGCUGGGCUGUGAGAGGACAGAGUGGUGUCGCUCCCAACCUUGCUUACAUGGUGGCCAGUGCAUUGACCUCUGGGCAGACUUCCGCUGCCACUGUUCUCGGCCUUAUGAAGGCCGCACGUGCGCCUAUGAGUCUCCUGCAGGAACGUUCUCCCAGGACAACAACUCAAGCUUUGCCACCUUUGCAGUUAGCAACAGUCCUGGGGCAAACUUUACCCUCUCCUUUUUCCUCCGGACUCUGAAGCCCAGCGGCCUGGUGCUCCAAAUCAGCAAUGGAAGUGAAACGUUCCUUUCAGUAUACCUGAAAGAUGGGCAACUUCAGGUAGAGGCACCACCUGCUGCUCCACUCGGGCCCUCUGGGCACUUGGCUGAUGGCACGAAGCACUUUGUGAUGGUUUCUUUCCACGAAGGUCUUGCUCGAGCCAGUCUGUUCAGCAGAGAGGAGGAUCUGGGACCUCUGGUGCUGACUCCUCUUGCCUCCGGCUCCACGGUUUAUGUGGGCGGGCUCCCAAGCCAAGACAACAUUGGCACCUGGGGAGGGUAUUUUAAAGGCUGCCUCCAGGAUGUCCGACUCAAUCACCACCAGAUGCAGUUCUUCCCUCAUCCAGUCAAUGACAACCAUGUUCCACAAGAGGUAUACGUGGGACGAGCCACCAACGUUGGUUCAGGAUGCAUCUCGGAUGAUACCUGCAAGUCUGGGCCGUGCCUCAAUGGCGGCCACUGCACCGUCACCUGGAAUGACUUCAGCUGCAGCUGCCCUGCCAACUUCACUGGAAAACACUGUGAAGAGAUGGUCUGGUGCAAAAACGAGCCGUGUCCUCAAGGCACAACUUGCACUGAUGUCCCGUCUGGCUAUGUCUGUCUGGCCAGUGCCACAUUUUAUGAGCACAAUGCAGCUGAAUUCGUCACCAAUGCAAGCGUCACCAGGGCCCUCCAGGGCCUCCGCCUGGAUUUCAGAACACGCGACAAAGAUGCAGUGUUGCUGAGGGCUGUGGAGGAGGUGGAUUCUCUCCUGGUGGCUGUCCAGAACUCCUCCCUGCUGGUGGAGAUCAGGAGCGGGAAUGGCAUCGAAGGGGCCAACUUUCUCAGCCAGGUGCCCGUCUCGGAUGGCUUGUGGCACACACUCACGUUGUCCAUGGAAGAGCCCUCGGCUCUUUCAUCCAAGUGGCACCUCCGUUUAGAUGGAUCCACAAACUCAACCCUCCAGGGGAAUGCUGGGAGCCUGGACUUCCUCAAAAGCAACGCAGUUGUGGUCUUAGCUGAAAACUUCACGGGCUGCCUUGGGCACACAGACAUUGGCGGUGUGUUUCUGCCGCUGGCCGUCCACACCGCCUACCCACAGCCCGAGCAGUUUUUCCUCAUGAGCGGUGGGGCAGCGCUCCUUGGCUGCAAGGGGACAGAUGUCUGCUCCUCCAGCCCAUGCCAACACGCGGGCUCUUGCCAGGACCUGUUCAACGCCUUCCGCUGCGCCUGCAGUCCCGGGUGGGGGGGCCUGCUGUGCGAGGCCAACACCGACGACUGCAAAUCCAGCCCCUGCAUCCACGGGCGGUGCGUGGACGAGGUGGGGGAUUUCCAGUGCGACUGCGACAAGGGCUACAUCGGCAAGCGCUGCCAGAUCAACGUGGACGAUUGCAUCCGACACCAGUGCCAGAACGGAGGGAGCUGCGUGGACGAGGUCUACAGCUACUCCUGCAAGUGUCCCCCAGAAUUCACAGGCCCCCACUGCGAGUGGCCCUUCCCACCUGAAGAGUGUGGCAAGAACUUCACCUGUCUGAACGGCGGCAGAUGCACGAGCGGACCUUGGGGAGCCAACUGCACUUGCAAGCCGGGCUACGCAGGCAGGAAAUGCCAAAUCAACAUCAAUGAAUGCGACCCCAACCCUUGCCAGAAUGGGGGCACCUGCCAGGAUUCAGUAAACCGGUACCGGUGUGUGUGCAGCGCCAGCUACACCGGAGAGCGUUGUGACGUGGACAGGGGGACUCCUUCGGGCGCGCUCUUCCCGUUCCCAUUAAUUGAAGUAGCCGUGCCGGUAGCCUGCGGUUGCUUGCUGCUACUCAUUAUUAUCCUCGUUCUUAUGAUUCUCACGGCCCGGAAGAGGCGCCAGUCAGAGGGGACCUACAGCCCAAGUCAGCAGGAGGUGGCAGGAGCCCGCCUGGAGAUGGACAGUGUGCUAAAGGUGCCGCCGGAGGAGCGUUUAAUCUAGGCACUGCCCCAGCGAGGCAAAGCGGUGCCUUUGCAAA